AUUCAUUAUUAUGCCUCCUAAAGCAAAAAAGAUAGAUCCAGAAUUACAAGCUGUAUUGAAUUAUUACUAGAGUAUUUUAGAAAUAAUUUGAAUAAUGGAAGGAAAGUGAUGAAUACAGAAUCUGGUCAGAGUUGUAAAUCAUUUAUAAAUCUAUGGAAAAUAAUAUAUCUGAAACUUCCAAAGACUUGACAGGCAAUUGGCAAGUAAACUCUUCUUUAAAAUCAUUUCUUUCAUUUAGGUUUAUCAUGAUAAAUUACUUGAAGUUUGCUAAUCAUUCAAAUGCAAAUCAAAGAUUAAAUAAAUAGAGCAUUGUCAUAUGAGAAGUGCCUUCUUUGCAGUUGAAGAUGUGGAAAUCAAUAAAACAGUAGUGAAGCAAUAUCUAGAUGGAUUUUAUUAUUCAGUUGAAAAGUAAGAUAAAGACAGAGCCAAACAUGUAAAAGAAUUAUUUGCAAAAAUUGCUAGAAGUACAUGAAUAUUUAACUAUGAUAGCAUUGGAGGAUCAUAAGUUUUUUGACAUGAAUGCAGAAAAUUAUAUUGCAGAAAGAAAAGCAUUUGUAGGACUUCUGAAUGAUUUUUUGAAAAAGCUUCCAAUUCUAAUUAAAUCUAGUCAUAAAAUAAUUGAAGAAAAGUUGAUGCUUGUAUUGGGGCCUUUGAGAGCAUUGUUGGAAAUUAACAAAAAAAUGAUGUUCUUUGAUCUUGUUAAUACUUCAAAUUAAGCAAGAUAAACAAAAGACUUUAUUUUAAAGGUUGUAUAUUAAAAUGAUAUUAAUUAAUAGGCUGAUAUUGAACAAUAUUGUAUAUGUUUACAAGAAGCUUAAAGGUUAUUAUUAGAUUCAAAAGCUAUAUCUUGCAAUCCAAAUGUUAAAUUGAUAUUUAAUAAAUUGGGAUAUGAAGGGUGGUAGUAAAAUAAGAUUGAGUCUUUCUAUUUAACACCUUUGCAAGAAGCGUUUGAUAAAAUGAGAAAUAAUUUACUUUGCUUAAUGUUAAAAGGUAUCAAUUAUUAUAAGGCACCUAUGAUGGAUAAUACUGUAAUAAAUAAAAUUAACAUUAGUAAUUUGUUGAAGAUGUGAAGGAAUUGAUAGAUGCCGAAUUAAUAGCUGAACAUUUGAUGGGAACACCAUUAAAAAGAGAUUAAAUCAAUUUUACAUUUAAUGUAUUAAGUGUAUUAUUUAAUUCAAAUGCUCAAGCAAGAGAAUUUCUUAUAAAAAGAGAUGAUAAUUGUGUUAAGGGAAGUAUUCCAAAAUUAAUUACUUAUCAUACAAUUUUAUAUAUGAGAGCAUGGAAAGAUAGAAAAAUAGCAGAUGAAUUAAAAGAAUAAAAAUAAUAAUAAAAAACAUAACCUUUAGCAUAAUCAAAUUUGUUUGAGGCUUAAUCAGCUAUGUCUGGUAUGUCACCAGAUAAGAAGAGAUAAGCAGAUGAUGAUUUAAGGAAGAAAGAAGAAGAAAAUAUGAAAAUAUAAGAUAAAAUAGAUUUUGAAAAAUAUGGUAGAUUUUGGAUAUGGGAAUAUUAUGCUUAAGAAUAAAUGAAAGCUAAUUUUGAAGAAUGUGUUGAAUUGAUUAGACACAUUAAUAAGGCUGUUUAAUAAGAUAUAGAGGACGUUAUAAUAAAAGAAGGAAUGGUUCCAAAGUAUUUUAUUUAUUAAUUUUUAGAAAUCGUCCAAGAUAAAUUUAAUAAAAUGAUCCAAGUCAAAUGUUUAAUAAAUUAUAAGAGAAAGACAAUUCAAACAUUUAUGUGAUCCAAAGGAGACCACCAGAAUUAUGGAACUAUCCAAAAAUUGUAGAAGAAUAACAUGAAUUCAGAGCCAUUGCUAAACCUAGAGAUUGCUAUAAAGAUGGAAGAAUUUAAAUCUUAGAAAGUAAAAUGGAAUAAUUGAGUGCUCAUUUAGAGAAUAACAAACCUCAAAGUUGGAAUGAAUUGAUUCAUAGAGUUAUUGAUGCAUUAAGCAAUUCAUAUAAUAAGAAACCUAGUGCAAUUGAACCAGGAAAAUGAUUUAAUAUUAACUCAUUAUAUAGAAAAGAAAUCAG
Molecule: messenger RNA, 2024 nt
Organism: Paramecium sonneborni
Lineage: Eukaryota; Ciliophora; Oligohymenophorea; Peniculida; Parameciidae
Source: the annotation of a GenBank genome assembly